Molecule: messenger RNA, 511 nt
Organism: Ectocarpus sp. CCAP 1310/34
Lineage: Eukaryota; Phaeophyceae; Ectocarpales; Ectocarpaceae
Source: the annotation of a GenBank genome assembly
AUGGUCAGGUCUAAGGUGGACCCAGAGCAGGCGCAGAAGGCCAUCGAGGCUGUCCGCAGCGGCGCAAUGUCUCUCCGGGCUGCUGCACAGGCCUAUGGCGUGAACAAGCGCUCUCUCCCUCGCCGUCUGAGCGGUGAUGCAAGCAUGGAUGCAAAGGUUGGUCCAAGGACGGUGCUCACAGUCGAGGAGGAAAGAUUUGUUGAAGAUGCACUGCUGUACGCUGCUCGUCACUUCAUCGGGAUCGACCGCACCGCGCUGCAAGAACAUGUGCGCCAGCUGUGCAACGACGGUCGGGGUAUAUCCCGUGGGAUGCAGCAGUCGGCCCGGGGCAAUCAUGGCUAGACGGCUUCUUCAAGAGGCAUCCUGCGCUGUCGGAACGCAGCGCCCGCAUCUUCGAGGCCAACAGAAUCAUGAGUGACGACGAGACUCGUCUGCAGACGUUCUACAAGGACUUUGGCGAGUUCGUUGACAAGGAAAAGAUCCCUGCCGAUCACCUGUGGAACACAGAUGA